AGGAGACGGCGGCGUUGCUGGCGCAUGGGACUCCGAGGAGUCUCGCGGUGUUGGAUGAGUUGGGGCGCGGCACCGCCACCUUCGAUGGCGCGGCAAUUGCCUCGGCGGUCUUGAAGGAGUUGAAGACGGUGGGCUGCCCGGUGCUCUUUGCCACCCAUUACCAUCCUGUCUCCAAGAAGGCCGUAGAGGACACGGCCAAGGUGGCACCUUUUCACAUGGCCGCCACUGUAAACAACGUAACCAAUGAGAUGACGUUCUUGUACAAGUUCCUUCCAGGACUUUGUCCCGCCUCCCACGGCCAUAAUGUGGCCCAGAUCGCUGGACUACCGGAGAAGG
Molecule: messenger RNA, 336 nt
Organism: Cladocopium goreaui
Lineage: Eukaryota; Dinophyceae; Suessiales; Symbiodiniaceae
Source: the annotation of a GenBank genome assembly